UAGUGCAGGUAACUUGACAGCAGUGACUGUGGAGCUGCUGGAAGUUCUCCUCAGCAGCCUCCUCCUCCACCUCUUCUCUGUUCUGCAGCAGCAGCCGAUAGACGACACAUACAAAGAGGGAAAAUUCUGCAAAGACACACGGGAGGGCCUACAGUGAGCCGUUUAAAGCUACAGUCAAUGCCGAAUUUUCUGAGAGGUCCAACGCCGGGCUUCUUCUGGAACCACUUGCUGAUGACCUGCGGCAGAGGCUACUAUGUCUGUCUGAAAUAACUACUUAUCCUGGUGCCCCCCAAAGGAAAAAAAACUGUGUAACUGUGUAUGUGUGGUGGAAAAGUGAGGGAGUGAAAGUGUGCAAGAGAGCCAGGACCUUCGUCAGCAGCCAUGGCCCAUGAGAGCGCUGUUUUGUCCCACUGCUAAGCGAGGGGGCAUCAGAGAGGGCUGGAGACAUGUUGGGACAGAAGCCCGGGGACCACUGCACUGAAUUCUGUUACUAUAGCAUCUACUGUAGUAACCAUGGAAACGCUAUGGAGGACCGGUCUAGUCUGCACUCUCAUCAUCAUCGUGGUUGCAACCAAAGUUGCAGGUGGUCGCAGAGAUGAAUUUCAGUCACAGGCUGCCUUCCUAUCCAGUCUAGACCAGUAUGAGAUUGCCUUUCCAGUACGUGUAGCACCUCAUGAUGACACACUGGACACGGAAACGUCUCAUCACCAUCAACGAAGGAGACGCGGCGCCCAGGACAAGCCUCCAGAUACUCUCUUCUACCAGCUGCCUACAUCACAUACCAACUUCCUGCUGAACCUUACGCUGCAAGGAGGUCUGUUGGCUCGACAGUUCCGGGUGGAGUACUGGAGGCGAGGUCAGCUAGCCUGGAGCCACUCAUAUUCUCCCCAGUGUCACUAUAUAGGACACCUCCAAGACCAACCACAUUCCAGUAAAGUGGCUCUCAGCAACUGUAAUGGCCUGCAGGGGGUGAUAGUUGCGGGACAAGAGGAAUACCUGAUUGAGCCCCUUGUCUCACCAGAUAACCAAACCAGGAUGGAGAAGGGCGAAGAGGCGGAAGGGCGCCCCCAUGUGGUUUACAAGCGGUCUUCGCUUCGCCACCAGUACAUGGACCAGUCCUGUGGAGUCCUAGAUGAGAAGCCGGUGAAGGGCGCGUCAUGGUGGCAGCGGACUCUGAAGACACCGCCAUCACGUGGCCGUGGCCAGCUGCCUCUGAAGCGCUCAGUGAGCAGGGAGCGCUACGUGGAGACACUGGUAGUAGCUGACAAAAUGAUGGUAGGCUACCAUGGCCGUAGAGACAUCGAGCAGUACAUCCUGGCCGUCAUUAAUAUUGUUGCCAAACUGUUCGAGGAUUCUAGUCUGGGGAAUGCAGUCAACAUUGUGGUGACUCGACUCAUCCUGCUCAUGGAGGACCAGCCAACACUAGAGAUCAAUCACCACGCAGGAAAGUCUUUGGACAGCUUUUGCAAGUGGCAGAAAUCCAUCCAACACCGGAGCAGCUACGGGAACGCUAUACCAGACAACGGGAUUGCUCACCAUGACACAGCUGUGCUCAUCACCAGGUAUGACAUCUGCAUCUACAAAAACAAGCCCUGUGGAACUCUAGGUCUGGCUCCUGUAGGAGGGAUGUGUGAGCCGGAGAGGAGCUGCAGCAUCAAUGAAGAUAUCGGCCUGGCAACAGCCUUCACCAUCGCCCAUGAGAUCGGGCACACGUUUGGGAUGAACCAUGAUGGUGUGGGGAACGCCUGCGGCUCCCGCAGUCAGGAGAUGGCCAAGCUGAUGGCUGCCCACAUCACCAUGAAGACCAACCCAUUUGUCUGGUCUGCCUGCAGCCGAGAUUACAUCACCAGCUUCCUGGACUCAGGUUUGGGCUCCUGUUUGAACAACAUUCCUCCAAAGCAAGAGUUUGUGUACCCCACCACAGCUCCGGGACAGGCCUACGAUGCAGACGAACAGUGCCGCUUCCAGUACGGCGUCAAAUCACGGCAGUGUAAAUAUGGGGAAGUCUGCACCGAACUUUGGUGCAUGAGCAAAAGCAACCGUUGUAUCACCAGCAGCAUUCCUGCCGCAGAAGGAACCAUCUGUCAGACCAACACCAUAGAGAAAGGGUGGUGCUACAAGAGGGUGUGCGUGUUGUACGGGACACGUCCAGAAGGUGUGGACGGAGGCUGGGGGCUUUGGUCACCCUGGGAGGAGUGCAGUCGGACCUGCGGAGGGGGAGUCUCUUCAUCUGUCAGACACUGUGACAGCCCGCGGCCAACCAUUGGUGGAAAGUAUUGUCUGGGAGAGAGAAAGCGCUUCAGGUCCUGCAACAUUGAUGAGUGCCCUGCAGGCUCGCAGGAUUUCCGGGAGAUUCAGUGCUCUGACUUUGACAGUGUUCCUUUCCGGGGAAAAUUUUACACCUGGAAGCCAUACAGAGGGGGUGGAGUGAAGUCCUGUUCUCUCAACUGUCUGGCCGAAGGAUACAACUUCUACACGGAGCGCGCUCCGGCCGUGGUGGACGGCACGCCUUGCAGAGUCGAUACUCUGGACGUGUGCGUAAACGGCGAGUGUAAGCAUGUAGGAUGUGAUCGUAUCCUCAGCUCAGACAUGCGCGAGGACCGUUGCCGGAUCUGUGGGGGUGAUGGGAGCAGUUGCGAGUCUAUUGAUGGAAUCUUCAAUGACUCACUGCCUGAAGGAGGUUAUGAAGAGGUGAUAAGAAUUCCUAAAGGGUCAGUCUUCAUUCACAUACAAGAACUCAACGUGUCCCUCAACUACCUUGUGCUGAAGAGUAAAGGGGACCAGUACUUUAUCAAUGGCAAGUUGACCAUUGACUCGCCCCGUAGGUUUGAUAUUGCUGGAACCAAUUUUCACUACAGGCGGCCAACUGAUGGACCCGAAACUCUUGAGGCUUUGGGGCCAACAAAUAUGAGCCUCAUUGUGAUGGUGCUGGUUAGGGAGGAGAAUCCAGGAAUCCACUAUCGUUUCAACCCUCCAGUCAACAGGGAUCCUCUGAGUGGCUACGCCUGGCACUACACCUCCUGGUCACGCUGCUCCGCCCUCUGUGCUGGAGGUGUGCAGGUUCAGCAGGUGGUGUGUAAGAAGCAAGCUGAUCAUUCCAUCAUCUACAACCACUUCUGUGACAAGAAGAACAAACCCAAAGAAAAAAGAAGAGCCUGCAACACUGAGCCGUGCUCCCCGACCUGGUGGACUGGAGAGUGGUCGGAGUGCAGCCGCAGCUGUAACGGCGGCCUGCAGACACGAGAGGUGUUAUGCAAAAGGAAGUUCUCUGCAUCAGAGGAGAAAGUUCUCGAUGACUCAGCCUGCACCCUUCCACGUCCUCCUCUCACUGAACCGUGCAACAAUCACAGCUGCCCACCCGAGUGGCUGGCCCUGGACUGGUCAGAGUGUACGCCCAGCUGUGGUCCUGGCUACAGACACCGUGUGGUCUUGUGUAAGAGUGGCGAGAGCGGCGACACGCUGCCCGAGUCUAAGUGCUCAAAGUUUAGCCGGCCCACCUCCAGGGUGCGCUGUAACCUGCAGCGCUGCCCACCCCCUCUGUGGGUAACGGGUCCCUGGGGAGAGUGCUCCUCAAAGUGUGGCGUGGGACAGGAAAUGCGUUCUGUGCAAUGUCUAACCCACACAGGCCAGCUGUCCAACGAGUGCCUGGAACAUCAGCGGCCAGCGGCCAUGCAGCAGUGCAAGAGCAAAUGUGACCUCAGUCUUCCCAUUAGUACAGACAACCCAGAAGAGUGUAAAGAUGUGAGUACUGUGGCAUACUGCCCCCUGGUGCUCAGGUUCAAGUUCUGCAGCCGACCAUACUUCAGACAGAUGUGCUGCAAGACCUGCCAGGGACACUGACCUGCAGCCUUCGACCUCACGGUGUCCAUGUUUGGGUUGUUACCCGCACACAGUAAGGCUGAAAUUUCCCACUGACACUGAGCCUUGUUACACAGAUGUUGUGUAAGACCACCAGGGGGCGAUCUCAGAUAACGGUUUAGAGGGGCUCCAUCCCAGCCCUGACACAUCUCCAAGCCCAGACUGUGGCUGAGCGGACCAGCUUGAACAGAGUUAUACAUUCCACUGGAGGAACGGCUGCUCAAACCUGGAUAAACACAGAAAGACAGUAACAUUCUCCCAGGAUCAACCAGCACCUCUUCCUUCCUCCCACUCUCUCUUUCCGUUUUCGUUUCUCAAAACUAUCCCUUGGUAACAUUUUGGUGCUACUAUGUUUCAUUUUGGUCACAGGUGUGUUCACAGUACUCUGAGUGUUUAGCCUGAUUUAUCAAACCUGUAUGAUAGGUGUGGAUAUAAAUCCUAAAAUCACUUGGUUAAAGCUACAGGAUGUAGGUUUUAGUGUCAUCUAGUGGUGAGGUUGCAGAUUGCAUUAUGCUGUCUCUAGUCAUGAUUUUGUUUCUCUUCAUGUUUUUCCCAUCUUUGGUUAUGGGGAUUCAUACUUCAUUGGCUUCUCUUGUGAGAAGAAGAAUAUGUACAUUUCACAAAAAUGGCGGUUCUCAAACAUGUUAGCCUGCACUAGCAAACAGUAGACAAUGUAUAGGGAAGCAACCACUGAUUCCUCUUCUGUUUUCUUCAGUCUGCAGUGUCCUGCAAAAUGCUAAAGGCAGUGUAAGUAUGUUCCGUUUGGGCUACAGUAUUAACAUGGUGGUGCUACAUGGCAGCCUCCAAGAGGGGGCGCACUCUCACAUAGAUAUGAAGGCCUCACUCUAAACAUACAAACACAUGGAUUUGUUGUUGCAGGUAAUUAUACACUAAUGAAUAGAUACGUAUGAAUGCUGCAUUCCAUUUCUAAUUAAUUCCCCUAAAUCUUACAUACUGUAGCUUUAAAGAUGAUAAUUCUCACAAUAUCUUUGCCCAUGAAACGGAAUAUGUUACAAAAUGAGUUAUUUGUAUGUUAUUUGGUAGUUGUUACUUGACGUUGUUUUAUGCUCUUUGUGUAUUCAUCAGUCCUCACUGUUACUUAGCUGAAGUAUGAGCAGUUUGAUUUGCACAAAGUGCCAGCCGUCAGAGGACUUUUCUAUGUAUUUUAUGUCUGUUUUCAUGUGAUUUGACUUGAUGUAUCUCUGUGGAAGCUGUAGCCGUCUGUACUCCUUGCAGUGUGCGUGCCACAGUCUUGCCAUUUUGCUGGAUGUUGGUCAUUGUGCUUAAACGUUGUCACCUCUACAAUAAAGCGGUGCUUCAUGCUGCCCAGGACAGGUAGACACACUGCUUCAGAUAUGCAACCAAACCAAAGCCAACGCUGACUCACAAGCAUAUUUGCAGACGGUAAGAUCUUAUUGUGCUGUAGCUGCAAAUGCUUAUGCAUUCAAAAAAAAAUCUACAAACAGGAACUUCAAAGGCUCGGUCAGCAUCAGCAUAUGAAAUUCCAUUCAGAUUUCGGCUGCUGUUAAUUUAUUAGGUCUAUUUUUGGCCCAUGUAACCACUCAUGGUCAUGCAUGACCUGUGACAGGAACAUUAAAAGGGUUAUAUUGUGCGAAGCUCUGUAUUUUAUAGUUAAAAUAACUGGGGUGUCAUGAUAAAUACCCCCCAUGUAAUCCUAUAAAUCUGUAUGACUUUGCCUGUAGACUUUCAUCUGCUAUAAAUGAAAUUCAGGCCUGAAACACUUGGAUUCAGACUUCUUUGACGUAUGUACAGUGACUCCAUAUCCAGAUUCCUGUUUCAUCGGUGAAGGAAUGAGCCACAUAUAGCCGGGCUCCACUCUUUGCAACACUCCACAACUCAUAGUUUAUAGGAGGGUAACAGAUAUGUCCCCUCUUCAAAGGGAAAGAGGGCAGAGCAAACAGGAGCUCCUUUCCACUGAGAGCAUCAGGCACAGAAACCAUUUUAAAGACUGACACAUGAACAACUAGUGGUGCACACCACACCUAGGCUUUGGAAAUUAAAUAACUAAUAUGAAACUUAUACCAAACUACAUGUAACUUGAAAACGACACAUGUUGAGAGAGAUGGAGAGAAGGAACAAGUGUCUGUUUGGGCUAUAUUCAUUCAAUAUCCUUUCCACAGGGUUGUGUCUACUUGUGUUAUUUGAAUAUUACAAUGUAACCACUGUUAAACAUCCAUUAAUC
Messenger RNA from Thalassophryne amazonica, 6061 nucleotides. RefSeq names its product ADAM metallopeptidase with thrombospondin type 1 motif, 10 (gene adamts10). Gene Ontology annotation, molecular function: metalloendopeptidase activity. Gene Ontology annotation, cellular component: extracellular matrix. Gene Ontology annotation, biological process: extracellular matrix organization; proteolysis. The record is from RefSeq and is a predicted model, not a curated record. NCBI's taxonomy places the organism in Eukaryota, Metazoa, Chordata, Actinopteri, Batrachoidiformes, Batrachoididae.